GUCAUUCACAAUCAAAACAAAAACGCGAUCUUUAUUCCGAAAGUGAGCUCCAAAACAAGACGCAUACAAAUUCCAAAGCAGUGAAAAAGUUCUCCGCAGUCUAUAAAAGUGUAAUUAGUGUGUUUGUUUAAUGCAGUGUCUGUGAUUGUGUUUUACCAUGUUUGGUUUCAGCAAGCCAACGCCACCCAAGCGUGAACGAACGCGAAAUCCUGCGGAGUUUGGAAUAUUCGGACUAUCGGACGAUAUCGCAGGUAUCGGAGACGAUGAUGGAAGUGAUGCAGAUGACGAUGCUUUGGAAGCGGAACUGGCUGCAAUUACGGCCGGAAUGGGUGGCGUUCGAAAAGCGAAACCAAAACCCAAACCGAAAGGAAUUGUGGCACCACAGGAGCUGGAUGCUAUGGUAGCGGCUAGUUUGCGAGACGUGGGUAGCGAUGAGGAUGCGUCCGAUGGCGACGAAGAUGAUUCGGAUUUGUUGGAUGAACUGUCAGCGAUUACGGGAGACGCGGGUGAAUACGAAGAGGAAGUCGCUAAAGCUAAACCUCCAACAGCACCGCCAAGAAAAAGUUCAUCGAAUGAAGAGUUAGUAGCACUGCUUAAAUCUCGUGUCGUAAUGUACACACAGGCCGAGGAGGGUGCCAAGAAAGGGGGUGAUUCGGGAAAAGCAAGAAGAUUUAAUCGUGGGCUUAAAACACUCAAAGACCAAUUACGACUGGCCGAAGCAGGAAAGGCAGUCGAUCAGAGUGAAAUACCUCCUGAAGUGAGCGUUAAAUUGGCAGCGCCGCCGAAGGAUGCUACAAAUGAUACAUCGAAACCUAUUGCAACAGGGCCAGCACCUGUUCGUCCUGCGCCUCCGCCACCAUCUGCGAUCUCUCCAUCUACCCCAGAUGAGCCAGGACCUUCACGAGCAGUACCACCGGUGCCACCAAGACGUGAAGCAAAGCCACCAACGAUGCCGGCACCAGUACUGCAAGAAACAGUCGCGAAGGAAAACCCUAAGCUAACUCUUCUAAAUGAAAGAAAGCAACUCUACAAACAAGCUGCACUAAAUGCAAAAAAAGCGGGUAAUAACGAACAAGCGAUGGCGUACGUUAAGGUUCUAAAACAGUUCGAUGUGGUAAUUCAUGCCAUGGAAAAUGGUGAGGAAGUAGAUCUUAGUCGAAUGCCACCGCCUCCGAGUGAGUUGAGUACUGCACAGACUAUCCAACCACCAGUGCCUUCCGAUAGCAAACCGAAACAGGAAGAAAAGAUACAGAAGGAAGCGGAAACACCUUCACCAUCUGUUCCCGUUGGUACUGUGGAACAACCGAUCGACGAAGAAGAGGAGGAAGAGGAAAACUUAAUUCAAGCAUCUACUGUGCUGGAAGCACUUGAGCAGCGUUUGGAAAAGUAUAUAUCCGUCGAACAGGCGGCCAAAGACGAGGGCAACAGUUCGAAAGCUCGCCGAAUGGGAAGAAUUGUGAAACAAUAUCAAGACGCGAUAAAGAUGCAUAAGGCAGGGAAACCGAUUCCCAUCGAUGAACUACCAACACCACCGGGCUAUGGGCCAAUUCCGGUCGAUGGACCUCCGAAGCCACCGGUACCAGCUGUAGCUAAAAAGCCUGCUCCUUCCAUACCGCAGAAACCUCAAGUGGCAUCGCCACUCCUACCGGCCGGAGAGCAAAUGCCAGGGCCAAGCAAGAGCUCACCGAAACCAGCUACACUGUUCGAUAAACAGUUAAACCUUUUGCUGGAACGUCACCGCGAAUACAAACAGGCGGCUAUUGAAGCGAAAAAAGCAGGCGAUCUCGAUGAAGCGAAGGAAUGUUUGCGAGUGUUCAAGGGGCUGGAAAAGCUGAUAGAGGUAGCUCGCGCUGGUGGCAGGGUAGAUCUGACAACGGUUCCGAUUGCACCCUCGAAACGCAACGCACUCGAGGCGUCCUUUACUAUUGUGAACACGGAGGACUGCGAUCAGCCGGGAGGCGAUAAUGAACAGACAGGGACUGACCAGGGCGUCGAUGGUGAAACGCGUAUAAGGCUAGAGGAACAGUUGUCAAAGCAGUUGAUUAUCUGCCGGAAUACUCGCGAUCAUCAUCGCGCAAUGGGUGACAUUGCGGGGAUGAACAAAUUCGAAAAUCUCGCGCUCAACGUACAGAAGGAUCUCGAUCUGGUACGGCUGGUCCAUCGGCAGGGAUUACCGUUGCCUAAAUUCCACUAUGAAAAGCUCCAAUUUAAUGUGGUAAAAUGCCACACGGAUCUGUCGGACAAUGAGAUCGAGAUAUGUGUGGUGCGCGGAAUCAAUUACAACGUUCCCAAUCCGAAGGAUGUCGAUACCUAUGUGAAGUUUGAGUUUCCUUAUCCGCAGGAAGAUCCGUUGAAAGGAAGGACGAACCUCGUUAAAGACACUCACAGUCCCGAGUACAAUUACCAGCAAACGCUCGAAAUCCAACGCAACCAGCGAAACUGUCAGCGUGUGUUCAAGCGACAAGCGGUGAAAUGUGAAGUCUUCUCGAAGGGCUGCUGCUGUCACGGUGCAUCAACUGGACUUUUCUCCUGUUUCAGUGGUUUCCUGCGCUCGGACGUGCUGAUCGGUACGGUGACGGUCAAGUUGCAGCCGCUGGAGACGCAGAUCGAAAUCCACGAUUCAUUUCCGCUAAUGGACGGGAGGCGUACGGUCGGUGGCAAGCUCGAGGUCAAAAUACGUGUUCGUAAUCCCAUCCUGACGAAGCAAAUCGAGCAGAUUAACGAACGUUGGGUGGUGCUCGAUUCAUAGACACACUUCCGGGACGACGAAUGACUUCCGUUUCGGGAUGGCGCGGCGACACGCGGGACAUGAAAUUCUGAACCAAAUUACCGAACUAUUUGUAUGUGGGUGUGCAUAUAGGUGUGUGCACCGUGCAGCGGUGUACCGGUAUCAAACUGCAACAACGAAACGCUUUGUGCAACGGAUUGCGCGAAAUGUAGCUGAAUAAAUUAAACUCAUUCGGCCGGCUUUGUACUAUGGACAGACCGUGCAAACCAGUUUCGGUCGAUGUUAGAAUGUGAUAUUAAAGGAAACGGUUUGCUUUUAGCAUUCGGUCCACACGAGAAACCAUCCGUGUGCUAUGUUUGUGUGGGGUUUUAUCGGUAUCAAUUGAAUGAAUACAACUCCUAACUCGUUCGCUUCUUGAUUGACUGUUCCGCCGGGGAGCUUGAUUCACGGUCGCGGAGAUGGCGGCAGUACGUCACAAAGCAUAAAGUAUGUCCAUUCGGCUAAUUACGAUACUGUACGAUGUUGUCACCCAGUGCAUAAGACAAUGUAAAGAACACGCUUACACAGUUAUCUAAUUGUUAGGUAUGAAAUAAUGAACUUCAAAGAAGAGAUACGGCGCAAAAACGUUGCAAACUAAAACUAACAGAAAUACGAGUCUCGUAAAGCUUUCACGUUUCGUGUUGUAACACACCAAGCAAAAAAUUAUAUUUUACACGUUUUGGUUCUGGUUGGAAUGAAAAAAAAAUUGUUUAAUACCGUUCGUUUUUAUGUAUUUAUCAGUUUAAAAAACACAUUUAUGUACGGA
Messenger RNA from Anopheles funestus (African malaria mosquito), 3533 nucleotides. It is a transcript of the gene l(2)gd1, whose product is annotated as coiled-coil and C2 domain-containing protein 1-like. Gene Ontology annotation, biological process: regulation of transcription by RNA polymerase II. Bases 158 to 2749 code for a protein of 863 amino acids. The transcript is spliced from 5 exons. The record is from RefSeq and is a predicted model, not a curated record. Lineage: Eukaryota; Metazoa; Arthropoda; Insecta; Diptera; Culicidae. Gene Ontology annotation, cellular component: nucleus. Gene Ontology annotation, molecular function: RNA polymerase II cis-regulatory region sequence-specific DNA binding; DNA-binding transcription repressor activity, RNA polymerase II-specific.